Cladophialophora carrionii CBS 160.54 is the source of this 1170-nucleotide messenger RNA. RefSeq lists its product as uncharacterized. The record is from RefSeq and is a predicted model, not a curated record. Bases 1 to 1170 code for a protein of 389 amino acids. Lineage: Eukaryota; Fungi; Ascomycota; Eurotiomycetes; Chaetothyriales; Herpotrichiellaceae. The transcript has a single exon. Gene Ontology annotation, molecular function: oxidoreductase activity, acting on NAD(P)H.
AUGCCUCCCACCAACAAGGCCCUCGUCCUCCUCGCGCCCAAAUCGCCCACCCAGACCAUCUCUCAAGCCCCGUACAGCCACCCGUCUGCCAACGAACUCGUGAUCAGAACCCACGCUGUAGCAAUCAACCCGGCCGACUGGGGCGUCCAGCGCCGCGGCGUCCUCGUCCCCGAAGAUGCAUACCCCUGCAUCCUAGGCUGCGACGUCGCCGGGGAAGUGGUCGAGCUGCCGAAUCCCACCGCGGCAGGGGCCUCGAUUUCUCACUUCAAGAUCGGGGACCGCGUGAUUGCGCAAACCGGACCCCUGGACACAAAGCACUGGAAAGACACGGACAUGGACAUGGAUACGACCUCUGACGACUCCAACGCGAUGUCUAGCUCCCUCUGGCAAGGAAAGAAAAUCUACGCGUACGCCGCGUUCCAAACGUACGUGGUCCUACGCGGCCCCGUGAUCGCGCGCAUCCCCGACGCAAUAAGCUACGAAGACGCCGUGGUCCUCCCGCUGGGAAUGGCAACCGCGGCGUCGUGCCUCUUCCCCACGACGAUGCUGAAGCUGGACUCCCCACCCCUUGACCGCAAGGCCGAACGGAACGGCAAAGUCCUCCUCGUCUGGGCCGCGAGCUCCAGCGUCGGAUCCAGUGGCGUCCAACUCGCCUCCCAAGCAGGAUAUACCGUGAUAGGCGUGUGCUCGGGGCGGAACUUCGACAUGGUCACCUCGCUCGGGGCGGUGAAGUGUUUCGACCAUGCCUCCCCGGCUGUGGUCGACGAUGUCGUUUCGUAUGUGACUUCCUCUCACGCGGGGAUGGAAGUCGUGGGCGCGUAUGACGGCAUUUCCACCGGCCCGACGCUUACUCCCUUGUGCGAAAUCCUGCACCGGUUGGCCGACGCGGGGAUCCCGACCAGGAAGUUCAUUGCCGCGGUGUUUCCUGGUGCGGAAGCGCACGCAAGGCACGGCGUCCAGAUCAUCGUGAAUCUCACACAGGGCAUGGAGCAGUUCAACCGUGCCGCAGCCCGGCUACCGUCAUGGUUGGAGCGAGCAAUGGGCGAUGGAAGGGUGAAGUGUGCGCCCGAAAAGGAGGUCGUUGGAGAUGGGCUGGGGGCCGUACAGGCGGCGAUGGAUCGGCUGGCGGAAGGAAAGGUGUCAGGGCGGAAACUGGUUGUGAGGCUGUAG